AUGUCAAGAAAGAUCGAAUUGGUUAAGGAAUUGUGUGACGAGAUUAAGUACCUCAGAAGGUUAUGCCAGGAGAACAACAUAGACUUUAAGAGGGAAGGGACUUCUCAUUUGGAGGAUGAGGAGUCAAUAAUAAGUUCAUUUGAAUUUGACAGUAUGACUGAAACUUUACUGCUUUUAAAUAAUGUUUCCAAAUACAAUGAUAUUUUUUUGGACGGAAAUGAGAAGAAGGAAUUUAAUAGGGAGAAAUUAACACGGUUAAAAAGUAUGAUAAAUAUUAAGGGAGAAAUUAAGGUACGUUAUAAUAAUAAUAUACUAAUUAGAUUUUAUGUAUAUAUACAUAAUGAUUAA
Molecule: messenger RNA, 348 nt
Organism: Cryptosporidium ubiquitum
Lineage: Eukaryota; Apicomplexa; Conoidasida; Eucoccidiorida; Cryptosporidiidae
Exons: 1
Coding region: 1-348 (115 amino acids)
Source: RefSeq, a predicted model, not a curated record